AAUUGAAAUUUGAAGCAGGGCAGAGCAAAGAGUGUAGUGUAGUGUUGGAAAAUAUGUAUGUAUAUGUAUAUGCAUAUGCAUAUGUAUGUGUGUAGUGGAGGAUGCGCGUGAAAUAAACAAGACGAAACGACAACGACAAGACGAUCCCCCCCGCCAAGCUGCCAGCGGCUUGAGUUAGCAUGUCUUCCGGCUUGAUGUCGUGUGUGCGUGAGAAUUCGCCACCCCUGGAACUGGAGCUGAGUGCAGCAGCAGCAGGUCCCUUAUCACUGCCAACUGCCAAUGGCAGAUCUCAUGACUAUGCGGGACCAACGACAUCCACACCCAUUGGCAGUCCAGUGGCAGUGGAAGCAAACGAUGGCACAACGGGGCAACAGCAGCAGCAGCAGCAACAGCCAAAACGACGUCGCUCGUUUCAUCCGUUACGGAAUCUGCGUCGCAUAUUUCGACGCCGCACCAUCAACAGCGCGGACAGCGUUCAAGCCGCCGCAGCAGCAGCAGCAGCUGGCGCCGGGACUUGCAACACGCUGCCGCCGCCAACGAGCAGCGCCAGUGAAAAGAAUUUGCGCAGCGUUAGCUCCGCCGCCGCUUCCGCCAACGCCAACGCCGACGCCGUCUCCGCAUCCUCGCCUGCUUCGCCUCUGACCCACCAGCAGCUGCACGACAGCUACGGCACACAGUCGCUGCCCAAGUCCAAGUCCUACGGUGCCCAUCGGGAUGAGCUGCUAAGCGUGCUGCUGGGCAAGAAGCGCGCUAACAAGCAGCAGCAGCUGCAGCAGCAGCACAACGCUGACGCCGAUCCAGACGCCGACGUCAUGUAUCAAACCCAACGACAGCCUCUGGGCGUGGCUGUCUUCCCCGACGCCAUGAGCAUGAGCCGCAGCAGCUACUUUGCCGAGCAUCAUCACCAUCGCCAGCUGCGCAGCAUUGGCGACUCCACGCACGAAGUCAACGGCGCUGCUGGCGGCGCUGCCGACAUAUCCGACAGUCAGCGCAGUCUAAGCGAAGCGCGUCUCCUCGACGUCGAUGGUGAUUACACACGCGAGACUCUGUCCCAGUCACAUGACAGCGUCUUCUCAGAGUCCGCCACAGCCAGCAGCCUGUCCAUAGUGCUCAAGGCUGAGCUGACCGAUGUGCUGCGCAAGCGUCGCAAUCGACCGGAUGCCUCCGACGAGGAUCUGGGUCUGCCACACAGUCCGGUGUCGCCGCAACGUCACGUGGGCGGCGGCGCACAGAGCCGCAAGGCGAAUGCGUAUGCCACACGUGGCGGCCACAACAACGUGCAACAGGAUGUAUCCUCGCUCAGUUUGCUGAGCGUGCACAGCACGGACAACGAGGAUCAGAGUCACAGUCACAGUUACAGUCAGAGCUACAGACAACAGCAGACAACGUCGGCGUCGUCGCGCAUAUCGAGCAGCUCCUCAGUGUCGAUGAGCUCCGAGAUAUUGCGCCAGAAGCCAGCCGAGGAGGAAGUGGACGCAGUGGGUCUGGAGCGCCAGCGACUGUCGCAUGCAGCCGCCAAGCAUAAAAUGGCCAUCAGACCGGUGAAGAAGAAGGGCCCAAGUAGACAGCACAGAAGAACUUUAGAGACUGCCAUACCCGAGGCCAAUGAGCAGGAGCUGCUUAAACUGAGCCAGAGUCCCAGCCUGAAGGCGGUGCAGGAUGUGGAGCUGAAGAGCAAGACGCGCAGCUUGCCAGCGGGCAGCAGCUUGAAGCCAGUUGAGGCAACAACUAAAGUUGCAGCUAGCAGCAGCAGCAGCAGCAACAACACAACAAAGCUAAGCAUCAAUAGCAGCAGCAGCAGCAGCUCGCAUAUGUUCGGACUGCGCUCGUUGACAAUCAAAGCGCCCCAGGGCGAAUCCUCUACAGACGGCGAUGUGCUGACCAGUGCCAGUGAUGCCUCCGAGCCUGGAUUUCUGCGUCGGCUGAUGCAACGCAACUCGAAGCGCAGCAUAGCGCGUGCCAACGACGGACUCGAGGAUGUGGAUCACAGCCAGAGCGUAGCCAAGAAGCUGCAGAUCAGCACCAGCUGCCUGGAGGCCACCACACGCGCUCCAAACAUGCCGCUGCCCAACAAAUCACGCAGCGCCACCAGCCAUGAGCAGCACAUACAAGAGACGCGUCAGCUGAUCAAGCGUGAGAUACACAGCGAGGGCAAGCAGGGACUCCAAGCUAUGGUCAGCAACUAUGGUGUGCAGCCGCAGCCGCCAACGCCGCUGAAGCCCAAGUCGGGACCAGCUGCGCGUCAGCGCUAUGUGCCCCAAGAGCUGGGCGCACAGCUCGAGGAGGAUUGCCUGCAGUCCAGCGCGCUGGUCCAACACUUUGAGCGCAAGCCGCGCUUUGUGGGGCUCAGCUCGCUGCAGCAGAAGCUGACGCGCUCCAACGACUCCAUGGGUCAGCACUCGAGCAGCUCCAACUCAUUGGAGACAAGCACAGAUGAGCCCUCGCCGCUUUACUAUGAAGAGAAGCAGCGCAAGACUGUGGAAAAGUCGCGCAGCUUUCGCCAUCAGCAGCAGCAGCAGCAACAUCAUCAGCAGCAGCAGCAGCAGCAGCUGGACGCAGCCUCGCCGCUCAACAGCAACAUGCCCAGUUUGCCGGACUUGUCCAUUAGCUUUCGACUGCCCGCCAGCUACUACAACAGCAACAGCAGCAGCAGUCCCAGCUCGCCACUCUCGCCACAGGGCAAAUGCGUUAGCCUGGGCUUCGAAAUCAACGACAAUCAGCUGCUGCAGGCGCGCGCUGGCGACAGCAGCAAAGCACUGCAUUCACCGCAACGCGGCAGCAAGCUGCUGCUCAACAGUCCCAGCGCCAACAACAUAACGCAAAUUGAGCAAAACAUUGAUUUGAUUGUCAAAUCGCCGCUGGUCAAUGUGCUGCGUAAAUCGGGCGCGCCAGCCAGCGAGCAGCUGCAGCUGCACCUGGAGACGCCGCCGCCGCCAAAGCGUCCACAGCAGCUGGCGCUAAAGCAAACAACAACUGAGACGCCCAAGGCCAGUCCGCAGUCUAGCAACAGCAACAGCAACAGCAGCAACUGCUCGCCUGAGCAACCAGAGUUCAUGAAGAUCCAGCUCAAUCGCGUGGAUCAGGCGCGUCUGCAUCAGAAGGCGAAUCUAGUGCUAGCCAAGAAUGUCAAGGAGCUGCGCAGCCAGAGCAGCGAUGAUCUCAGUCUGCGGCGUUUGAGCAACGACAGCAGCAGCAGCAUUCACAUUACCGAGCGUGCUCAAGCGCCCAGCAAGUCUAGCAAUGCCACGCCCACCAGCAGCAGCAGCAGCAGCAGCAAUGCCACGCCCACCACAGCACACAGUAUUAGUCUAAGCAGCAGCAGCGAGCGCCUGAGCACGCCAACAACACCCAAAGCGAAGGCGCAGCCGCAGCCAGCGACAGAGUCGUCGAGCAAGCGCGUUUCGCUUGAGGAGCGUAAGCGAUUGUUUCUCGCUCAGGAGCAGCAGCAAGCGAAGCUGAGCGAGCGCAAGUUGCAUGAGCUGCGCUUCGAGCGCAAACAGUCCAUCAACGAGGAGCGCAAGCCAGAGCCAAUUGACACGCCCCCAAGCGUUGAGCACAGCCCAGUCGAGCCCAGCAGUCCUGCUGCUGUAGUGCUGCGCAAAAAGUCAUUUGCCAGCAACAGCAACACCAACAGCAGCAGCUGCAACAACAGCAACAGCUGCAAUAGCAAUGCGAUUGUUGCCACUGCCACGCCCAGUCAUGAAGACGGCACGCCCGAGCUAAUGAAAGUGUUUGCACGCCGCUCGCUUAAAGUCAAAGAUGAUGAUGUUGUUGCCGCAGCAAUUGCCACAGCAGCAGCAGCAGCAACAACGCCGUCGCAUAAAAAGUUGAAUGCUGCUAGUCAAAGCGUUGAUAGCGACAAGGAGAAUCAAUCAAAUAGUGAGGAAAAGCUAGACAAGCUGCCUGCAGUCAGCAACAACAUGAACAGCAGCAGCAGCAGCAAUCACGCCAGCAGCAACAGCAACAACAACAACAACAACAAUCGCAACUCUGUAGCAGACUUUCGUAAUCUCAACAAAAACAACAACAACAACAAUAGCAAAUUGCCGCCCAUAAAGCUCAGCAAUGUGCGCAGCAGCAGCAACAACAGCGGCAAGUCUAACAGCAACAGCAGCAACAACAACAACAACAGCAAGUCUAAGCCUGCAACUGAACGCUUUUCGCUGCAACUGAAGCCAGCAACAGCAGCAGCUGCCACUAACAACAACAACAACAACACAGCUGCAGCAGCAACUGUUGCCGCUGUCACAACAGCAACCACUGGCAGCAGCAGCAAGACCAUCGAGCGCUCUGCCACUGUAGGUGAAUUCAAGGGCAUUCAUCAGCGUCGCGCUGAGUGGGAGCAACGUGUGAAGGAGGCGCUCAAGUAGGACGCUCUCCAUAUCAAAUAUAUACAUUUCUUUAUAUAUAUUAUAUAUAUAUAUGUUUAGUUGUAAUACAGCAUUAAUAUGGAAAAAAAACAAAGUUAAAAAGGCAGAGCGGAGGGGGCGCCCCCCAACCAAAGAAGCGAAUGUUUGCAACAAAUUGUUUAGUUUACCGCCUAGAAAUUUAAUUUUGAACCUUAAAUUUGUGUUUGUGCAAGUCAAA
Drosophila busckii is the source of this 4587-nucleotide messenger RNA. RefSeq names its product J domain-containing protein DDB_G0295729. Bases 180 to 4370 code for a protein of 1396 amino acids. Lineage: Eukaryota; Metazoa; Arthropoda; Insecta; Diptera; Drosophilidae. The record is from RefSeq and is a predicted model, not a curated record. The transcript is spliced from 7 exons.